This is a messenger RNA of Candidula unifasciata, 2619 nucleotides long. NCBI's taxonomy places the organism in Eukaryota, Metazoa, Mollusca, Gastropoda, Stylommatophora, Geomitridae. The record is from the annotation of a GenBank genome assembly.
AUGGCAGCACAGGAGAAAGCAAACAGAUUUGUUGAUUAUUUUGUUAUCUGUGGGCUUGAUGAGGCCAGUGAGUUAGAACCCGAUAGGUUAUCGGGUGACCAUCAACAGUGCCCUCCCUUAGAACGCCCAUAUAAGUCCAGGGUCCUUGCACAUUAUCCAGAGACAGUGCUCUGGAAUCCAUUUGACGAGAAUGCUGUAGGCAUGCUAUGCCUGCCCAGAGGCUUGUCUUUCAGAACACAGUGGGACUCGCGACAGCCCAAGUUCCAUUCUUUCAUCAUCACCCGAGAGGAUGGGUCUCGCUGUUAUGGGUCAGCUCUGGUGUUUUACGAGGAGGUCACAAGCAAGUCUGUGCUGGACACCAUGCAGACACUGUACGUCAUGCACCAGGCCAACACCGCUGUCACCUUCUCUCUCGACAGCCCUGAGCCUGUAAAGAGAAUUUUGUCCGAGCGAAAGGAGAAGCAGAAUUCUUUUGAUGCCAGCCGGGAUAAGUUGUAUGUCAGCAAGUGUAUCUGUCUAGUCACACCACAGCCAUUUGUAAGGUCUGGACAGCAGUUUCUGCAGCAGCUGUUUGAAGCAGCCCAGAAGCCCAAUCAGCUGGCUUUGACUUUAGAGUCAUAUGUUUUCAAUAUAAUUUAUGAUGUACCUCUCCCACCAUGCGGUCGCAGCAUGAAGUUCUUUGGCUGCUUCAACCCUAUCUGUGUCAUCAGACCUGGUCUGGGAGAGCUGCCUCUGUUUGAUUUCUCCCUCUAUGAUAUGUUCAUGCUACUGGGUGUAGAUGGUGUGGUGGAUAUCUUCAAAUGUGUGCUUCUAGAACAUCAGGUGCUUUUGUACUCCUCAGAGUACCAACGACUGAUGCUCGUGGCCGAGGGAAUGAACGUUCUGAUCUUUCCCUUCCAGUGGCAACUGGUUUAUGUGCCUAUAUUGCCAGCUUCGAUGCAGCAUUUCCUGGACGCCCCUGUCCCGUUCAUCAUGGGCUUGUGCAAAGUCUCCACUGUUGAUAAGUCCAGUCUUGUAUUACCCUGUGAGGCAAACAUGUGCUUUGUGGACAUCGAUAACAAACUGAUGGAGUACCCCGAAGACCUGCCUUUGUUUCCUUACCAAACAGAACUCAAAAGUGAGCUAACUCAGGUUUUAAACAAAUACCAAAAUCUCAUUGGUGCCGAAAAAAUGUCCCGUGGGUACCCGCCAACGCCUCGGCGGGAGUCUGGCUUUAAGAGUGUGUCCUCCCUGAAGAAUGAUGACACCACUACCACCAACACCACCAGCUGGCCCAACUCUCCCAAAAGAAAAGAGAUCCUUCAGCAGAGUGAGGCAUGGAAGAAGAUAUCCAGCUUGGCUAAAAAGACCGGAGUGUGGGAUUCUAUUGAAGACAUUGUGCUGGAUGACACAUCCCCAGUGGCGAAAGACAAAGACAUUUCCAUUCCUACAGAUUCUGAUGGAAUGUCCCUGUCCGAAAUAAACCAGCUCAAAUUUAACAGUGCCGUCAGGGACAUCUUUCUCAACUGCUUUGUGCACAUGUUUGCUUCAUACGAGAACUUCGUCAUUAACCCAUCUCAGGAUUUGGAGUCAUGGAUGAGCAACAGGGAAACAGUUCACAACUUCGACAAGGCAGCUUUUCUCAGCGACCAACCUGUUGCCCACCUCCCAUUUCUGUCAGCUUUCAUAGAAACGCAGAUGUUUACGACACUGAUGGACAACAAGAUUGUCUCUCAGUGGGAGGAGGCGGAGCCAGGUCUGCGACUGUUUGAUACCAGGAUUAAGGAAUUGAAAGAUGCAGCUGGGGGCGAACCGAGGAUAAUUACUUACAACCCUUGUUGCACUUUUGAUGAAAUUGAUCAGUUCAUUGAGAAGAGAGCCAAAAACAUCAAUUUUAUAGCCAGCAAGCCACACGAGAUUGCUAGUCACACAUCGCCUAGCCAGUAUGUGGGUGGGGUGUUUCCUCUCUUGAGCAAGGAGCUGUUGAACUCAGAACCUGCAAAUUCAAAAUCCAAAUAUCGGGAGAAUGCUAAAUGGAGGAGAAUGGACAGACAGCUGCAGCACAAAGAACACCUGCAGAAGCAUUUUGAGGGAGAGCAGCAAGAAUGUCCAGUUGUGGAGAAAAAGUCAUUAUGGGCUCAAUACCUGCGGCUUCGCAAGCCACAAGUUCCUGAUGUAUCACAGGCGGGAAUGGCUCAAAUGACUCAGGCUAACUGGAAGUUCGUGGAAACACUGUUGAAAGAAUGCAAAACUAAGACAAAAAAGAUGCUGGUGGAGAAAAUGGGCCAGGAGGCAGUGGAGUUGGGUCACAAUGAUGCCAGCAUCACUGGUGUCGAGGAAAACACCCUCAUUGCCAGUUUGUGUGAUCUCAUGGAGAGAAUAUGGAGCCAUGGUCUGCAGUACAAGAAGGGCAAGUCUGCUGUGUGGUCUCACUUGCUGAGUUUUCAAGAAAUUGAAGAGGGCAACGACACUAACAAACCAGUGGAUCCAAAGAUGUUAACACCAGAUUUGUCAAAUGUUGGAUCAGACCCGGAAAAGCAGCAAGAAAAGAACCAUGAGAAGACGCAUCGCAGACGAGGCAGCCAGGGGCGGAUUGAGCUACCUGUGUUGAGACCUAUGUCCGAAGUCACUCCUCAGUGA